ACACGUCCGACGUUCCAGGAAGCUCCGCCCCCUCGCUUUUCCUCUGUCUCUGCUGCUGGAGGUCGUUGGAGUCACUGCAAGCCUGUGUGUACCUGUUAUCAUGUUCUCCCGUAUCGCCAGACCCGCAGCCGGAGGCCUCGUCCGAGGAUUGUCUACCAGCGCUCAGAAUCAUGCCAGGGUGGCAGUGCUUGGAGCCUCUGGGGGCAUUGGACAGCCUCUUUCCUUGCUUUUGAAGAACAGUCCUUUAAUUAGCAACCUUGCCCUCUAUGAUAUUGCUCACACACCAGGGGUCGCCGCAGAUCUGAGCCACAUUGAAACCAGAGCCAAAGUGACAGGAUACAUUGGAGCUGAACAGCUUUCAGAGAGCCUGAAAGGUGCUGAUGUUGUAGUAAUCCCUGCUGGUGUUCCCAGGAAACCUGGCAUGACCCGUGAUGAUCUGUUUAACACAAAUGCAUCUAUUGUCGCUACACUGACUGAUGCCUGUGCUAAACACUGCCCAGAAGCCAUGAUUUGCGUCAUUGCCAAUCCUGUAAACUCAACUAUUCCUAUUACUUCUGAAGUUUUUAAGAAACAUGGUGUUUACAAUCCUAACCAUAUUUUUGGUGUUACUACCCUGGACAUUGUUCGAGCCAACACAUUUGUAGCAGAGCUGAAGGGCCUGGAUCCCGCACGUGUGAAUAUUCCCGUUGUUGGUGGACAUGCUGGAAAAACUAUUAUACCUCUGAUUUCUCAGUCUACCCCCAGAGUAGAAUUUCCUCAAGACCAGUUGGAACCCCUUGUUUCCAGGAUUCAAGAAGCUGGGACAGAAGUAGUUAAAGCCAAAGCUGGAGCAGGAUCUGCAACACUGUCCAUGGCCUAUGCUGGAGCACGCUUUGUCUUUUCACUGCUGGAUGCUAUGAAUGGAAAGGAGGGCGUUGUGGAAUGCUCUUUUGUUAGAUCUGAAGAGACUGAAAGCACAUAUUUCUCAACUCCUCUGCUGCUGGGGAAAAAUGGCAUUGAGAAGAACUUUGGCUUGGGAAAACUGACUCCCUAUGAAGAGAAGCUUGUAGCUGAAGCUAUGGGAGAGUUGAAGGCCUCUAUUAAGAAGGGGGAGGAAUUUGCAAAGAACUUCAAGUGAAUCUAAAACUUGGCUUGGAAGUUGGCUUCCAUAAUUUAUUGAAGCAAGGUGACACUUUAGGAAUGUAUCCCAUAAAAUAUGCUGUGGAGAGGUCUGUAUUGCAAUAGAUGGCUUUUGCUGAAGAUUUAUUUUGCAGUAAACAAGAUAUCCUCACAGCAUAUACAAUGGGAACUCAGUAACAGCACUUACAUCCAUUGCUUUUACCAGUGAAAAGCAAAUACUGUUAGAUUUAAUUUGUGAAUUAAACAUCCUAUUCUUUCUAAUG
Messenger RNA from Rana temporaria (common frog), 1382 nucleotides. It is a transcript of the gene MDH2, whose product is annotated as malate dehydrogenase 2. The record is from RefSeq and is a predicted model, not a curated record. Gene Ontology annotation, biological process: malate metabolic process; tricarboxylic acid cycle. Lineage: Eukaryota; Metazoa; Chordata; Amphibia; Anura; Ranidae. Gene Ontology annotation, molecular function: L-malate dehydrogenase (NAD+) activity. The transcript is spliced from 9 exons. The coding region runs from base 101 to 1117 and encodes 338 amino acids. Gene Ontology annotation, cellular component: cytoplasm; mitochondrion.